AUGGCCGCAGUAAUCAAAAGAAUUUUUCGCCGCAAAAAUAAAGCUCCCUUAGCAUGCAGUAUACUGAUGCUAGACGAUGCCGACCAUGUUCAUACAAAUGCCUGUUUCCUUGAUGUUCAACCCUUGGCUGUUGUCGAACUUUUUCAGUCUCAAGGCUGCAAGAGCUGCGUGGUGAACGUGCCAAAAAUACACGAAGCAGUUCAAAACCCCAAUGUCAUCUUGCUUACCUACAAUGUGACUCACUUUGACCGAGCGGAAUGGCAAGAUACAUUUGCCUCCAAACAGUGGGAUUCACGCCAGCGAGCCUAUGUGACCAAAUGGGGUCGGAACUCGAUUUUCACUCCGCAGGUUAUUGUGGACGGGACCACAGACGGCACUGGAGAAACAGUCGACCAAGUCAUGGAUUUGGUGCAACGGGCACGCCAAAUGCGGUCUCAACAGAAUUGGAACAUUCUCCUCGAUUCAAACGACACCGAACUGCGAAUCGAUACUGAUUUGUUCGAAACCAAGCCUCACGACAUCAUCCUCUGCUAUUAUGAGCCAAAGCCGCAGGUAGUCAAGAUUGGUAAAGGCGUCAACAAAGGCAAGAAGCUCACACACCAGAACGUGGUAAGGAUGGUCUCGAAGAUUGGGGAGUGGAGAGGUGGCAACCUUACAAUUACCUUGCCUUCACUCGUAGAGGCGAGGGACAGAGGCUAUUCGAUCCUGGGAAUUGUCCAAGAACCCUCCGGAGGACGAAUUUUGGCAGCUCAUAGCUUGUAA
Messenger RNA from Talaromyces marneffei, 762 nucleotides. RefSeq lists its product as uncharacterized. The transcript has a single exon. The coding region runs from base 1 to 762 and encodes 253 amino acids. Lineage: Eukaryota; Fungi; Ascomycota; Eurotiomycetes; Eurotiales; Trichocomaceae. The record is from RefSeq and is a predicted model, not a curated record.